Messenger RNA from Anas platyrhynchos (mallard), 1176 nucleotides. The record is from RefSeq and is a predicted model, not a curated record. NCBI's taxonomy places the organism in Eukaryota, Metazoa, Chordata, Aves, Anseriformes, Anatidae.
AUGGUGUCCGUGCAGUUCAAGGAGGGGGUCCAGAGCUUGCUUCCCUCCCUCCUCCCUGGGCUCCUGCUGCAGCUCAGCAAGGCACUGGGCGAAGAGAUGCUGUUUGCGCCCCUCAGCCCCUGGAGAGGGCAUGCUGAGGAUCAGCGGCAAGAGGGCAACGUGUGCAGGCCUUUCUGCGAAACUCUAAUGUCAGUGCUGAGCAAAUGUGCUGAGAAGAACUGGCUGACACUGUUCUGGAGGCAGAAAAUGUCGGCGCUGCUGGAGAGCCCCCGCACUUAUGCCGAGGGCAUGUGCCUCCUGACGAGUGUCCUGCUCCGUGCCCAGCUCAUCUCCCAGGAGCUGAUUGAGAUCUUCUCCCAGUGGCUGCACCACCCAUCAGCAAACCUGCAGCUGACGGCCAUGGCUUUCUUUGCUGAGCUGAUGAAGGAGCCGCCUCUUGAGAAGAGGAACGUCCUGAAGACUCUGCGUGUCUUGGCUGAGAAAGCACAGCACCGAAGCAGCACCAUAAGGCAGCUGGCAGCAAGAGCUCUGGGCAACGCAGCCGGCAGCGUGCCCGUGGAGGUGCGGAAGCACGGGAGACAAGUUGUCCAGGUGCUGCAACAGAGCCUGGCGGACACUGCCUGUCCCGAGGUGGUUGCAGAAAGCAUGCUGGCGCUAGCUGAGCUCGUGAGGGUGCUGCAGGCGGUGAACUUGGGAUCGGCCUUUGAAGACAUCGCCAGGGCCACCAAGAUGUUCUUCGAGUCUGAAGAAGAGUACCUUCGCUACUCGGCCUUGCGCCUCUAUUCAGUCCUGGCCUCCUCAGCCUCGAGCAAGCGGUCGUUCUUUGCCGGAGAAGUGGCGGAGACAUGGGUCAGCCUUUUCCUGCACCUCCGGGAUCCCGACUUUGCAGUUGCCAGCAUGUGCAAGAUCACCUUCAGGCUCUGUGUUCCAUUUAUGGGGCUGAGGCGGCCACGGGAGAUCAUCUCUCUCUGCAAGAGGCUGGGUGCACAAGAGCUGCAGGAUGCGCUCUGCACUUACCUGGCCAGAUACGCCCCCCCAGAGUUGGAGAGGCUCCGUACCGUAGCCAGGAGAGGCUGCCUAGAGAAAGGGCAGAGGCUGCACCCAUCGACCUUCGAAAUCCUUGGUGAGAGCCCGCACUGGAACUUCCCGCUCCCUUUCCUGACCAGAGAGCUGUAG